AUGCCAAGUGGUGGACGCAGACGGAAGUGGCUCAAUUUUUUUUUUCGGGACAUGGCGUGGUGCGUGGCGUGCUGCACUGAUGAGUCGCAGCAACCAGUGGAAGUCAUCGCCUCGGAGGUGGUAAAGUCUCCAUCGUUCAAGGCGGUGAAUCAUGCAGCGAGUUCACGGAGUUCGUCCAAAGCGGCAGAUUCCGAAGGGAGGUCCUUCACCGUGGUGGUUCCGACCAAGGACUUUAGUACCUUGGGCCUCCAGAUGGAUGCGACGGAACCUCGUUUUCCCAUGGUUUUGGGAAUCGAAGACGGAGCCAUUCAGGAGUUUAACAAGGUCUACCAGGGUCCAGGCAUCCAGCCCUUUGAUGUCUUGAUGGCCGUAGAUGGAACCCAGAGUUGGGAUGCCAUUCGUAAGAAGAUGGCAGGCAAGUUACCUGACAGGCUGUUCUUGAGCCUGCAUCGACCACGAAGAAUAGAAGUUCUUGUGGAAAAGACAGGGCAGGGAACCAUGGAGACCAUGGGGAUGAGAUUGGCUUAUACAGAUAAAUCUGUUGGAGUCUUUGUUCAAGAGAUACAUCCCAAAGGCCUCAUAGCAAAAUGGAAUGCAGCGCGUGAUGCUGGUGAGAGGAUUGAAGUGCUGGACCGUAUCGUCGAGUUUGAUGGCAAAACUUGCACUGGCACCCAGUUGGCCAUGCUGCUUGAGGAGCAGAAGACUUGGCGUCUGACGGUGCUGAAGCACGAUGAAUGUGACAAUCAGGUCCUACAAGGCUUGAGUCGUCAGAGGACAUGGGGGCACUGCCAGCCUUGGAGCCCGGUGAAACUGCGCCGCCGCCGAGCCAGGAACUUGAUGCACCUGGAAAACUCGCUGAAGAUCGUAGAGCAUGAUACCAAAACCACCAUCUUCAAGGUUCGGUAUCAAAUGACCAAGGAUGCCAAUAUCAUGGAGACGCAGGAGAUGGGACCUUUGGUCAUGGCCAUGCAUACUGCAGCAAUCCAGCUGGAGACAUCAGUGACCAACUGCCAAACUGCCAUCAAUCAGAACAAGGACAGAUGCCAGGCAGAAUACAAGGCAGAAGCGAAGGCAGAAGCGGAGGCCAAGGCCAAGGCAAAUGGAAUGACAAAAGCCCAGGUGAUAGCCAAUGCAAAAGCCAAGGCGGAAGCCAAGGCGGAAGCCAAGGCAAAAGAUAAGGCGGAAGCCAAGGUCGAAGACAAAGCGGAAGCCAAGGUCGAAAACAAGGCUGAAACCAAGGUGGAAAGCAAUGAAAGCAACAACGGCAAAGCUACCAGGAUCUUGGCACCCAAGAUCUUCCCAGACGCCUUUAGCCUUCGUGGCCACGGCCCUGGCGUGGCGCAGGGCAAGACGGAUGGCCGGUGA
This is a messenger RNA of Cladocopium goreaui, 1365 nucleotides long. NCBI's taxonomy places the organism in Eukaryota, Dinophyceae, Suessiales, Symbiodiniaceae. The record is from the annotation of a GenBank genome assembly.